GACCUGUUCGGAGCCACUCCGCUCCACAACUCCGCUCCGGGAGCGGGCGGAGCAGCGCCGAACGGUACAACUCCGCGGAGUCGAAAGAGCGGAGCGGAGCGGUUCGCAGUUGAAUUUCACGGAGUCGCUGAAACCGAGCUCCCCACCACGACUCCCUCACUUUCCCCCUCCCCAACCUACCGGUUCGAUCCAAUCUGAGCGAAUCCCAGGGUCCUCCCCCGACCAUGGAACCCUAGCGUUGCGCCGCCGCCGCCGCAGUUCCCCGGCCACCACUGCAACCUCGCCAUCUCCUCGCCCCCCUCGUCAUCCCCGGCCAAAUUCUCACCCCUGCAACCUCGCCAUCUCCUCGCCCCCCUCCUCAUCCAAGGCAGCUUUCUGUUCGGCGAUAACUUUGGGGGCAUACGGGUUGUGUGGACCUCUGGCGGCUGAGAUCACCAGGGCCUCGUCCUCGUCCCCGGCAGCUCGGAUUCGUCGUUUGCAAGGUCGGCACCCACGCCUACGUCACAUACAGCAAGAAUGUCUGCCGAUUGGAGUGACGAUAACACUACGAUCUUGACCGAGCUCUUUGUCCAACAAGUGCGUGCUGGCAAUAGACCAGACAAGCACUUGACUCAAAAUGCUUAUGAGGAAGUUGCGAAGGAUUUUAAAGUCAGAACAGGCCUGGAGUACACCAGGCUCCAACUAAAGAACAAGUGGGAUAAGUUGAAGACUGAUUACAGCAAUUUCAGAAAACUCAAAUUGAAGGAGACUGGUGGUGGGUGGGACUAUGAGAGAAACACCAUCAAACAAGAUGAUGAAUGGUGGAAGAAAGCAAAGAUAGACAUCCCUGGCUGUGGCAAGUUCCGAAAGCGCGGACUUCGAAAUGAGAAUAACUUAUCUAUCAUGUUUGCUGACAUCACAAGUGAUGGUACAGAUCACUGGAAUCCUGCUUCAGGCACCAUUCCCCAAUCUAGCAGUGCAACUUCAGUUUUCAAUGUGGACGACAUACAAGAUGUUGAUCUGGAGGAGACCCAAACAGGUGAGUCACAUGCCGAUGGAAAAGGGAAGAGACUUGGCAGGUAUGUGGAUGGCAAUAACAAGAAGCCAAAGACAUCUCUUGUUAUACAAGAACAGAUAACCAGGGUUGGAGAUAUAGCAGAGAGGACCCAAUCCAGCUUUGAGUCAUACAUGAAGAAAGAAGAGAGUUCAUCGAUUACUUCUGUGAUGGAUCUGGUUGUUGAGUGUGGUGCAAUAGUAGGCAGUGAUGAAUAUUUCAUUGCUAGUGAACUAUUUGUGAAGCGAGAGCAGAGAGAGAUGUUCCUGCAUAUGACUGAAAGUGCUGCUCGUUUAGAUUGGUUGCGUAGGAAAUACAACAGCAAGUAUGGGCAUUAGAUGCUACUGCUGUUGUUUUUGCCUAUUGGGAUGUAAUACUAAUUUAAAGUUUGAACUUAGUUAUGUACUCUGGUUUACUUGUAAGACUAUUUGGGUUGUAACAUUAUUAUGUUAGUCCCAUUCUUCCCUUUUUCAGUUGUUUGUCUUCAUUUACCUUGUUUCAGCCGU
Messenger RNA from Triticum dicoccoides, 1539 nucleotides. Its product is annotated as L10-interacting MYB domain-containing protein-like. The record is from RefSeq and is a predicted model, not a curated record. Lineage: Eukaryota; Viridiplantae; Streptophyta; Magnoliopsida; Poales; Poaceae. The transcript has 3 exons. Bases 517 to 1371 code for a protein of 284 amino acids.